UAGCAACUAGCCUUUAAAGAAAGAAUGAGUUAUGGUUUUAUUCUCUUUUGUUUACAACGAACUGAAAACGAUAUCACAACUAUCAACAAUUGACUAAUUUGAUCAGAAGAUAAAGACACCAAACCAAAGCAAAACAAAACUCUUUUGAGACUUUGUAAUUCUACACCAUCACCACAACCAGAAACAAGUCUUAAGCCAAAACAUUCAAAGACGAUUUCUCAAGCAAAACAAAGAUGCUUAAGCAAAAGAUUCUGAUAAGAGUGACGAUGACCGAUGACAAAACCCGAGCAAAAGCAAUGACAAAAGCAGUUCAGUUUAAGGGUUUGUUAAAGACCUUCUCACAAAUAUACCAAACCUUUCUUGGAUUUAAUGAAAAUGGUGUUUUAAUAGGUGUAUCAGCCGUGGAAAUAAAAGGCGAUCACAGGAACCAAAUCGAGGUAACUGGUGUUGAAGUUGAUAUGAUACCCUUGGUUAAAAAAAUCAGAAAGGAAGUAGCAUUUGCAGAGCUUGUAAGCGUGACUAAAGUCGAACCUCCGAAGAAAGAAGAGGAAAAGAAAGGAGGAGAUGGAAAGGAUGCUGCAAAGGGAAAAGACGGCGACAAAAAAGGCGCAGAUGAUAAGAAAGGAGCAGAUGAUAAAAAAGGAACAGAUGAUAAGAAACCUCCUGCGCCUGCGCCAACACCUGUGCCGUGUUAUCAUCCAUGGCCUCAAGGAUAUGGUGUGCCUUCAUUUCCUCAAGGAUACGGUGUGCCUUCUGCUUUUCCUUACCCGUGCAGUCCCUAUAAUUACAUAGGUGAACCUGUUUACAAUCAAGAACCUAAGUGUACAAUCAUGUGAAAAUGGUGUUUACAGAGUAAGAAGAUUCCAUGGAAGAUGAUAUAGACAAUGUUUUUCUUUGUGUAAAGAACUAAAAGAAUCAAUGUGUUAACUAUUUUUACUCUUACCAAUAAAAGCUCUAAGGCAACCAAUUCAACUUAAAA
Messenger RNA from Capsella rubella, 979 nucleotides. Its product is annotated as heavy metal-associated isoprenylated plant protein 46. Gene Ontology annotation, molecular function: metal ion binding. NCBI's taxonomy places the organism in Eukaryota, Viridiplantae, Streptophyta, Magnoliopsida, Brassicales, Brassicaceae. The transcript has 2 exons. The record is from RefSeq and is a predicted model, not a curated record. Bases 234 to 836 code for a protein of 200 amino acids.